This is a messenger RNA of Polypterus senegalus (gray bichir), 969 nucleotides long. RefSeq names its product ARV1 homolog, fatty acid homeostasis modulator (gene arv1). The transcript is spliced from 5 exons. NCBI's taxonomy places the organism in Eukaryota, Metazoa, Chordata, Cladistia, Polypteriformes, Polypteridae. The record is from RefSeq and is a predicted model, not a curated record. Gene Ontology annotation, cellular component: cortical endoplasmic reticulum; Golgi apparatus. Bases 45 to 755 code for a protein of 236 amino acids. Gene Ontology annotation, biological process: regulation of plasma membrane sterol distribution; sterol metabolic process; intracellular sterol transport.
AGAGAUGUGUUGAAGGGUAGUCGGUUGGUAACUGCAGCAAUGAUAUGGCGAUCGCUAUUGCGAGUGCACCUUAUAGGUGUAUUGAGUGUUGCGAAGAAGCGAUCGAACUGUACAAGGAUUAUACCAACGGGGUCCUGAAAAUUAGUAGAUGUUCAUCUUGCCAAAAGCCUGUGGACAAGUAUAUUGAAUAUGACCCUGUUAUCAUUUUGAUUGAUGCUAUAUUGUGCAAAGCACAAGCUUUCAGACACAUUAUCUUUAAUACUGAAGUGAAUAUUCAUGGAAAACUUGGUGUUUUUUGCUUAUUAUGUGAAGCCUACCUAAGGUGGUCACAGCGCCAAGGUGCACAAAGAAGCAGUGACCCUGCAGAUUUUAUCCGUUACACAAAAGAAUGGGACUUCUAUCGGAUGUUUGGACUGGCAUUGUUUGAGCUUGUCAUGUUUCUAAUGGGAGUGUUUGCUUUUUUGUGGCCUAUAAAAUGGUAUGCGAAUAUUGAUCUCGAUUCUGCAAAACUUUUAAAAGCACUGCUUUUGUCAAGUUAUGGAAAACUACUGCUUAUUCCUGCUGUUAUUUGGGAGCAUGAUUACUCAAAUCUUUGCUUCAGCCUCAUUAAACUUUUUGUACUCACUUCAAAUUCCCAAGCGAUCAGAGUCAUCCUAAACAGCAGCAGGUGGCUCUCUCUCCUCGCUGUGUUAAGUGGAUUGCUCAUGGAAACGUGUAUGGCUUACAUGUUUCAGAAAGUGGAAUGGAGCCUUUAACACUCUGAGGUGCUACAGUUUAUCCCAAGGUCUGUCUGUCUGAUAAAGUCAGCUUGUACUGUGAAAACCAAAAGGACAAGAAUAAGUGACAGUAUGCUAUAGACAGUAAAACUAGAAACCAGUAUCCAUUGCCUCUCCUGAUUGUAUCUGUUUGUUUAAUGUUUACUUUGUGCUGCUUUACUUCUGUGACUAUUAAAUUAUAUAAAACUGCAAA